UUGCCCAGUUAGGACCCACAUAAGACUCUUACAGAUCCCAUUUAAAGCCCAUCUGUGUAGCCAUGUUGCAAAGCCCACUUUGGACCCCUUUGGGCAGGUGGGGCCCAAAUGGGUCUGACAUGAAUUGCCCAAUUAAGACCCAUGCAGUACCCUUACAGGUCCCACUUUUAGUACGUCUGGGCUUCCACGGCUUGCCCCAAUGUGGAUCCCGGGUGCAAGCCCAUAAUGGGGCCCACAUUUGCUGCCCAUGAAGCCCUCAUCUGGGCCCCACAUGUCAUUGCUGGCUGGGUAUUUAUGAUCUCUGAUGGGUUCUUAGUAAAAGGUCCGUCUAGUCCUCUGGUUGUUCCUCUGGGAUCUUCAGUGGUUUUGCCCUGUUAUGUUGAUGAAGCCUUACCUCUGAAAGGACUGAAGGUGAUUUGGAUACGAACAGACUUGAAUACUCUAGUGCAUGUGUACCAAGAUUAUGAGAGUCGACCAGAUGCCCAGUAUCAGGAUUAUCAUCAUAGAGCUCACUUCUUCACUGACAAAAUUAAACUUGGAAACUUCUCCCUCCGUCUGGAAAACGUGAGAGCUGGAGAUAAGGGUUUCUACAGAUGUAAAGUUUACACUGAGCAGGAGUCUGAUGAAACCCUGGUUCAAAUUAAAGAAGUUGAGCAUUUGAAUGUUUCAGGAUCAGAUCAUCUCGUAUCAGCGUCUGUGGGUGAAGAUGUCACUCUGAACUGCUCUGUGGACUCUCACAUCCCACCUGAACACAUUCAACAGGUUUCCUGGAGGAAAAUGUAUGGAAACAUCUUGAUUCUGGUUUUUGAGAAGAAUAAAACUCUACCAGCAGAUGAGCGAUACAGAGACAGAGUUGAGUUCUUCACCGAUGAAAUCCCUAAAGGAAACUUCUCUCUCAGACUGAAGAGUGUCAGAACUGAGGAUAAAGGAGUUUACAUGUGUCACGCGAAUGCUGGAAAUUUUUCAGCUAAUGCAACUGCAAGACUAGAGCAACUGGGUUACUCAUUUUUACACAUAAUUGUGUUCAGUCUUUGUAUUGCUGCUUUCAUGUCUGCACUUCUGCUGUCAUUUCUAUGGUGUAAAAAAUUCCACAUAUCACAAAAGACAAGCCUGUUUCUUCAGAUCUCUGUAGUCUUUGUACCAAACCUUUUUAUGUUUUUUGCCUUCUGGUUCUGGGGUGUUAUUGAAGGGUUUCUGAGUGAGACUGUUGCUUGCUGUGCUCAUUAUAUUCUGAGGCCCCUUCUGCUGUUAUGGGCGUCUCCACAUUCAGAACAUUUCCCAGGCAAUCGCAAAACGGCUAUGCACUGCAUUGUUCAUUUACAAUAUUCCCUCUUUACAAACGUUGUUUAUACAGUCCUUUUUAAAUCCUUUUGGGAAAAGAGUCUGAGUUAUGAACAAUCUGACAGAGUCCUGAUAACAAUCCUCUUUGCAAUAAUGAUUCUGAUAUGCAUCACGAACAUUGUUUUCUUAUUGGCUGAACUGAUUAGAAAUAAAGAUGGCCGCAUGCGUGCUGUAUUAGACCUCGUGUCUGAUAUUGGCCAUGAUGUUCUGCCUCCAUUACAAGUCAUCUUCCUCUUCUACGCUUUUGGAGCUGCCCGCAGAGCACUUUUUGUUAUUGGAGUUUUUCCACUGUUCUUAACGUUGACCAGAUAUGACUGGAAGGAUGCAUGUGUGGAAAAACUGCAGUGUUUACGCUCAGUCAGGAGAGCAGCGUGGUUAAUUUUCAUGAUAGUAGUGAAUGCAAUAAUGGUCUAUUCGUACCUGAUAGCACUGAAAAAAGAAAAAGAUUGUGAAGGAUGGGUGUGCGUAGCUGCAUUUCUUCAAGGUCUCUGGGGAAUUGUGGUCCUGAAGCACUCAUUUGGUGACCUGGAUCUUCCUUUUAGAAAGGCUGUGUACCUUGUUGGAUCAGUUGUUGUUGUUCUAGUCAACUCUUUUGCAUUGAUGACCGAGCUGAUCAUGAAAAUUAGAAAUGGUGAGCGUGCGAUGAAGGAUCUUAGGAAAGUUGUCUUUUCCUCUGAAUGCAUGUUUGUCUCUUCAGUGCUGCUGUUAAUAAUUUUUGAACAUUUCAUUAAGAAAGUUCAGCAGCAUUUUCAGAAUCCAGCGAGCAGAUCGCAGCAGAAUCACUCUUCUCAGAACAAGGCCAACCCUGAUGAAACUCCACAUAACCCAUCAAACCAGAACCAGACUGCAGCACAAUCAUUUGAGUUGAGACCGAUGUUACAGACUGAAGAACAGGAGGCUGGGAGAGAUAGAGAUGGAGGAGACGCAGCCUGAUUCAGUAGACAAAUUACAACAUCUUCAGAUAAGCAGUAUGUUCUCUUGGAUAUACAGUAUGAAUGAACACUAUCAGAUGCUGAAACACAGCACUCUUGUUCAGAGGAACCACAAAUACAGCCUUAUGACUCUCUUUGGUGCUUUGUAAAACCUGUAUAUAUUUGUGUAAAUAGUUUUAUAUUUUAUUUAUGUACUUGAGUUGUUUUCUUGAUAAGUUACUGGCACAGACAGCAUAAAUAUGUCUCAUGGUUUGGGUUUUCCUGCUCUUCUCAACAAUUCUUCUGCUCUUUGAAUAUAUUACUCAUUAACUUGCAGACUAUGUUUCUGAACACUGAAUCGACUUGGUUAUUAUGAUAUGGAAAUAUGGGCACUUGUGUGUUAUUACAUCAGGUUUCCGAUGUCAGAAAUCCAAAAAUGAGCCAUUGUAGACGUUUACUUUCAGUAAAUGCUCUUUUUUUAGACUAGAGCAAAAGUUUUGAGUUGUGACAGACUUUUUAUAAUACAGUGAAAUCAAAGGGAUCUGUACUUUGUAUAUAGAGAUGAGCCAGUAUUUAUUUAUUUUUUCACAUCAUAAAUUGUAUUUUUAAAUUUGUUGCAAAUGUUAAUGGUGCGAACCUUGUUGAGUGCUUUUCCCCUAAAUAAAUGACAGCAACAGUU
Messenger RNA from Megalobrama amblycephala (Wuchang bream), 2931 nucleotides. RefSeq lists its product as uncharacterized. The record is from RefSeq and is a predicted model, not a curated record. Gene Ontology annotation, biological process: positive regulation of T cell proliferation; negative regulation of T cell proliferation; cell surface receptor signaling pathway. Bases 226 to 2274 code for a protein of 682 amino acids. Gene Ontology annotation, cellular component: external side of plasma membrane. NCBI's taxonomy places the organism in Eukaryota, Metazoa, Chordata, Actinopteri, Cypriniformes, Xenocyprididae. The transcript is spliced from 17 exons.